Messenger RNA from Aphidius gifuensis, 2916 nucleotides. RefSeq lists its product as uncharacterized. Bases 1050 to 2150 code for a protein of 366 amino acids. NCBI's taxonomy places the organism in Eukaryota, Metazoa, Arthropoda, Insecta, Hymenoptera, Braconidae. The record is from RefSeq and is a predicted model, not a curated record. The transcript is spliced from 3 exons.
AUCCUUUAUCACUUAUUUAUGUUUAGAUAAAUUAUUGGUUAUAUUGAAAUAUUUUAAUAAUAAUAAAUAUUAAUAAUUUUUUCGGUAUUGAUGUUUAUUGAUAUGAUGAUCACACUGACAUAUCAUUGAUUUAUUUAUUUUCUGUAAGCACAAUUACACAAUUUUAAUUUUCUACAAACUUGGCUAAAUUUUUUUAUUGUAUUAUUAAAUAAUUAAUUUAUUUAACUGUCAAUUGUUGAUGUGUAUAUUUUUUUUUUUUGUGUCACUAAAAACUAUACUGCUCCAACGUGGGAAACAAAACGGCCAUCUUAGGAUAAAAUGAAAUAAAAAAAAAAGAGUGGGAAGUGUUGGGGUGGGUUUCGAAAGUUUGUUGUGUAGGUUUUCAUAAUUUUCAAAAUGGCAGAAAAAAAUAAAAUGGAUCCAUAAAUUCCUAGAAUUUAUAACUAGGCAUUAAAAUUAUUUUUAUUUUACGCAUGACAAUGCGCAACGUGUUCAUGAAGCCUUAAGACACGUGGAAAUAAAUUUUGAUGAAUAAUAAAAAUAAAAAGAAAAUAAUAUAAAUAAUAUUUUCUAUUUUUAUUAUUAAUAAUUAAUUUAUUGAUUAUUUUUUAAUUUAUUUUGUGUUUGGUGUAAGCAUUGAGAUUAUUUUAUAAGGAACUUUCUGAUUGAGUCUUUGACAGUCAUUGAUCAAAUUGGAGCCAAUAACAAAGGGAUUAACAAGUGUAUUUUUAUUAUUUGUUAUUGUCCAAAAGUCUAAGCUCCAAUUGCAUGUCAAGUAUCAACAAGAAUGGCUGAUGAAAUAUUUUCCCCCCUGUAAAUACUGAACAAUGGAUAAGCAUUUUUCUAAUGACUCAUUAAAAGAAAAUCUUUUGCAACGCAUACAACGUGUUGACCAAGGCAAAAAAAGAUCCAGUGUGAUUCAGUGAUUUUAGCUACAUUUUAUUUCGAUUUUAAACCAUUUGAAAAUUAUUAAUUAAUUUUAUUGACUAACAAUAAGCACAGAAUCACAUUGGAAUAAUAAAUAAUUCAAGUAAUAAAUAAAAUCAAAUAUGGGUUCGAAAAAUGCAAUUUCAUUACUCCAAGAGUAUUGUCAAAAACGUGCACAAAAGCUUCCAGAAUAUACAGAAAUUUCUGCAUCAACUGGGAUACAACCACCCUUAUUUAAAUGUCGUUGUUUAUGUGAUGAUGCCAAGGUGGAUGGUGAAGGACAAAGUAAACAAUCAGCAAAAUUAGAUUCAGCUCAAAAGAUGUUAAGAAUUAUUGUAGCAAAUGAAAAAAAUAAUUUAACAUUAAAAAGUAAUGUACCAAUUCCAUCAGAACUUUUAUCAGCUCAAGAUCUUGAUAUACCAUUGGAGUUGAUUGAUGAAAAAAAAAAGAAACCAGUUUUUGUAAAUUAUGUUGGUGAUUUACAAGAACUUUGUGCUGGACAUUCAAUUAAAAUGCCAGUUUAUUCUGAUCAAUCAGUUUCAAAUGGAUUUGAAUUUACCUGCAAAAUUGAACAACACGUUACAACUGGAGUUGCUGGAAAUAAAAAAGAUGCUAAACAAAUAGCAUCACGUGAAAUGAUUGAUUUAUUAAAAAAAACUUAUGCUAAACUUUCAAUUACUUCAUCAACAUUAUUAACAAUUGAAAAUGAAUUAAAAACAGAUAAAACAACCGGUGAAAUUAAUAAACUAAUAAAUAAUUUAACUUUGGACAAACAAAAAAUUCAAGUAAGUAAUAUUGAUAAUGACAGAAAACGUAUUGAUGAAGCUAAACAAAUUUAUCAUAAAUUAAAAAAUCAACAUAAUAAUAAAGUGGUUAAUAGACAUAGUCACAAAGAAAGUCCAGUACAAAAUUUUCAUGUACUUUUUAAAGAAUCAUUAGAUAAAAAUGUAUUGAACAAAUUUCAUGAUUAUUGUAAAAGUAAAAAUGUUGUUGACUUGACACCCAAUCAAGUACAAUUAAUAUUCAAUGAAUUUUGUAAUAUUCUUGAUUUAAAAGUUGAAAUUAAAAAUUUAAAGACUGAAAAUAAUAUUUACGUAACUCAUUAUUCAGUCAAUUGUUAUCCAAAAUCAAUUGAUGAAAUUGGAAUUGGAUCAAAUAGAGAAAGUGCUGUUGUUAAUUGUAUGACUCGUUUAAUUCAUACAAUUUAUAUUCUUCUUCAUUAAAUUAAUUAUUGUUGAUUAAAAUUUUUAAAUGUUCUAUUUGUGAUAAAAAAAAAAAAACUGAUUUCUUUUUUAAAUACUUAAAGAUAUAUAUAUCAACAAAAUAGAUCAUGAAAAUUUAUCGUUACUUAAUACCUCAAUUGAUUCUAAGAAAUUCCAUUAAAUUAUAAUUAAUUAAUUGUUAUUAGUACUAAAAAUAAUUUUUUUGUUUUGUUAAAAAGAAAAGAUAAUACUUGUGUUUUUGUUUUUCAUCGUUAUGUACGUGUAGUAAACAAAAAAUUUAUCUUAAAAAUAGUUUUAUUUUAAGUAUCUUAUUUGUUUAUAUUUGAAAAUUCUUAAAUUUAUUUUCAAAUAUGUUAAUAAUAACAAAAAUUAUGUUUAUGUUAAUUCUGAAUAGUAUAAACUAACAGAAAGAUUAUUCUCAUUCAAAUAAAUAAAUAAAUUAAAAUUCUGUUAGUUUAAAAGUUUUAUAAUUUUGAUUAAUUGAUAACUAUAAUUUUAUACUUAAAGAGAUUAAUUAAAUGAACAAAAAAAGUUCUUUAAUCUAUUUUCAAAUAUAUUAAUAAUUAAAAAAAAAAAUUAUGUUUAGUUUUGAGUAAUAUAAAAUAACAGAAAGACAAAUAAAUUAAAAUUCCGUUAGUUUAAAAAUUGUCUAAUUUUGAUUAAUUAAAGAUUAUAAUUUUAUACUCAAAGAGAUUAAAUAAACGAACAAAAAACACUUAACAAAUUGUUAUAAGAAUUGUAAAAUAAAAAUAUAAUUAAAUAUAUA